CCCGCGAGUGGUGGGAUUUUCUCCUCCGACUAUAAAAGAGGACCCCGCGGAGUUUGUCGAAGAAAUAGCCGAAGCGAAAGAUGACCGCCAUGCAGAAGCUGCUGCAGCUGCCCGUGAACGCGGUCAACAUGGUGAAGACUGUGCAGAGUCAGGUGCAGGGCCACGAGGAGGACAAGAGCCCCGUGUUGACCCCCGACGGCGGGCAGCAGACCUGGUACAGCGCCCUGAGGCCCGACGAGCUGCGCCACCUCCGAUCGGGGAGCGGCGGCGGCGGCGGAGGAGGAGGAGGAGGAGGUGGCGGCGGCGGUGAGAGAGGGAGAGAUCAGGAGGAGCGAGCGCCGCCGGAGGAAGGCGGCGGCGGUAACGGGAGUUCCCAAAGUCAACCUUUGCGACACGACGACCUGAAGGAGAUGCUGGACAGCAACAAAGACUCGCUGAAGCUGGAGGCCAUGAAACGCAUCGUGGCCAUGAUCGCUAGGGGGAAAAAUGCGUCAGAUCUCUUCCCUGCAGUGGUGAAAAAUGUGGCUUGUAAAAAUAUUGAGGUGAAGAAACUGGUCUACGUUUACCUCGUACGCUACGCCGAGGAGCAGCAGGACCUCGCGCUGCUCUCCAUCUCCACCUUCCAGCGAGGCUUGAAGGAUCCCAACCAGCUGAUUCGCGCCAGCGCGUUGCGAGUCCUCUCCAGCAUCCGGGUCACCAUCAUCGUUCCCAUCAUGAUGCUGGCCAUCAAAGAGGCCGCCUCCGACAUGUCUCCUUACGUCCGGAAGACGGCGGCCCACGCCAUUCCGAAGCUGUACAGUCUGGAUCCAGAACAGAAGGACCAGCUCAUUGAAGUCAUUGAGAAACUCCUAGCGGACAAAACCACACUUGUGGCAGGCAGCGUGGUGAUGGCCUUCGAGGAGGUCUGCCCCGAGCGGAUCGACCUGAUCCACAAGAACUACAGGAAGCUCUGCAACCUCCUGAUCGACGUGGAGGAGUGGGGCCAGGUGGUGAUCAUCAACAUGCUGACGCGCUACGCCAGGACGCAGUUCCUCAACCCUAACAUCAAUGAGUCCCUGCUGGAGGAGGGCGGAGGGGGCGACAAGACCUUCUACGGCUCCGACGGCAACGACGCCGACGAGGAAGACGAGGAGGACAGGCAGAAGAAGGCCGAGGCCGCCGCCUUGGCCAAGAGGAAGCCGUACGUGAUGGAUCCGGACCACCGGCUGCUGCUGAGGAACACCAAGCCCCUCCUGCAGAGCCGCAACGCAGCUGUGGUGAUGGCCGUGGCUCAGCUCUACUUUCAUCUCGCCCCCAAAGCGGAGGUCGGGGUGAUCGCCAAGGCUCUGGUGCGUCUCCUGCGGAGUCACAGUGAAGUCCAGUACGUAGUUCUGCAAAAUGUGGCCACGAUGACCAUCAAGAGGAGGGGGAUGUUUGAACCGUACCUGAAGAGUUUCUACAUCCGCUCCACCGACCCGACACAAAUCAAAAUCCUCAAGCUGGAGGUUCUCACCAAUCUUGCCAAUGAGACCAACAUCUCCACCAUUCUCAGAGAGUUUCAGACGUACAUUAAAAGCGUGGAUAAAGACUUUGUGGCCGCCACCAUCCAAGCCAUCGGCCGCUGCGCCACCAACAUCGGAGAAGUGAGGGACACGUGUCUGAACGGCCUUGUGCAGCUGCUGUCCAACAGAGACGAGUUGGUGGUGGCCGAGUCGGUGGUGGUCAUCAAGAAGCUGCUGCAGAUGCAGCCCGAGAAGCACAGCGACAUCAUCAAGCACAUGGCCAAACUGACGGACAACAUCCAGGUGCCGAUGGCGCGGGCCAGCAUCCUGUGGCUGAUCGGCGAGUACUGCGAGCACGUGCCCAAGAUCGCCCCGGACGUCCUGAGGAAGAUGGCCAAGUCCUUCACCAAUGAGGAGGACAUUGUCAAGCUGCAGAUACUCAACCUGGCCGCCAAGCUCUACCUCACCAACUCCAAACAGACCAAACUGUUGACGCAGUACGUCCUCAACCUGGCCAAGUACGACCAGAACUACGACAUCCGCGACCGGGCACGCUUCAUCCGCCAGCUCAUCGUGCCCACCGAGAAGAGCGGAGCCCUCAGCAAGUACGCCAAAAAACUCUUCCUGGCCCUGAAGCCCGCGCCCGUCCUGGAGUCUCCGUUCAAAGAUCGAGACCACUUCCAGCUGGGCUCGCUGUCGCACCUGCUGAACGCCAAAGCCGGCGGCUACCAGGAGCUGCCCGACUGGCCGGAAGCCGCCCCGGACCCCUCCGUGCGCAACGUGGAGGUGAAGGAGUCUGUGCCCGAGUGGACCAAGUGCAGCAGCCGGGAGAAGAGGAAGGAGAAGAAAGCGGAGAAGCCCUUCUACUCCGACUCUGAGGGCGAGUCCGGGCCGACCGAGUCCGCCGACAGCGAGUUGUACUCCUCCAGCGGCUCCGAAAGCGGGAGCGCCGAAAACGGCUCCGCAUCCGAGAGCCAAGAGAGUGAAGAAGCUUCAGAGUCAGAGGAAGAGGAGGAGGAGGACGACGAGAAGAAGAAGAUGAAGAAGAAAGAGUUCAAGAAGCCGGUGCAAGAAAGUGAAAGCGAGGAGAGCAGCGAGGAGGAAGAGAGGAAGCGCGCGAGGAAGAGCAAACAACGGAAGAGCGACUCCGAGUCGGAGUCUGACGAAGACGACGAAAGCGAUUCCGAAAGCACCCAAUCGAAAUCUGAAGACUCGGAGUCGGAGCGGGACGUCGGCAAGAAGAAGAAGGAAACGCAAUCGAAAGUUCCCUCCAAGACCGUCGCAAAUGACAGCAAGAACGAGAAGAAAGAAAUGUCGCUGCUGGACCUUGACGACUUCGAACCCGCCGCUUCGCCUCAAGUGACGCCCGUCAACUCCUUCCUGUCCAGCAGUCUGGUGUCGGACCUGGAGGGCUUGUCUUUGUGCGACUCCGCCCUCUCGCCCGCCGCCCUCUCGCCGUCGGGCCCGCAGAAGAGCUACGAGCUGCUGCACCGCAUCACCGGCGAGGGCCUGUCGGUGGAGUACCGCUUCAGCCGCCAGCCCUUCGGCCCCGACCCCAACAUGGUGGCGGUGCAGAUGCACUUCGUCAACAGCGCAGCCGCGGACGCCAGGAACCUGCACAUGGAGGACGUCAGGCUGCAGUCCGGCAUGAGGGUCCAGGAGUUUCCGGAAAUCGAGUUGCUCCCUGCGGGUGAGACGGGCGCCGCCGUCAUGGGCAUCGACUUCUGCGACUCCACACAGGCGGCAAACUUCCAGCUCUGCACUCACAGCCGGAAGUUCUUCGUGUCCAUCCAGCCGCCGGUCGGAGAGCUGAUGAAACCGGUUUUCAUGACGGAGAACGAGUUUAAAAAGGAGCAAGGGCAGCUGAUGGGCAUGAACGAGAUCACCGAGAGGCUGACGCUGGACGCAAAGUGCCGGAACGAGCACGCCAUCGUCCAGAGGGUGACGACCGCCGCCAACCUCGGCCGGGUGCCCUGCGGCUCCGACAAAGAAUGCAGUCCUCCACUUGCCCUCGGCGCACUUCCGCUUCCUGUGCACAGGUUCGCCGGCAGGACGGUGAGCGGCGGCGGCCUGGUGCUGGUCACCGUGGCGACCAAGGAGGACGGCGCCGCCCAGCUGACGCUCAACUGCGACAAGAUGGUGAUCGGCACCAUGCUGGUCAAGGACGUCAUGCUGGCGCUCGCGCAGUGAUCCCGGCCGUCCGUCCAUCCGCUUUCGCCUGGUACGCUCGAUUUUGUUUCCGACUUGCCCCCCCCACCACAAAAUGAGAAAAAUUCUCCGGGCGCUUGGAGAUUAAUUAAAUUCAUUUUUAGAUUUUAUUUUCGUACAAUUUCCACAACAUUACACUGGAGAUUUUUUUUUUUUUUCGCUUUGAAAACAAAAAACUUUUUCAGUUAUUUUUUUCCAAAUGAUUUUUAUCUCAUUUCAUAUAAAAUGACAUUUGAGAAAAUGUAAAUGUAGUUAUCAAAUGUCAUUUUGUCAUGUUCGUAAUUUAAAAAAAAUUAUUUUAAAUCUUAACACAUUCCCUUUUCAUUAAAUUAUCAAAUGUAGCUGUGUUUAAGGAUUCUUUUAUUUUUUUCCCCCUGCCAAAUUCCAUAUUGAAGAUCAUUUGAGAAAUGUUUUUAUAAAUUCUUCCUUUCUUUAUAUAAAAAAACCCCACCAAAUUCUGUAUGAAUUGUGAAUAUUUCUGUUUACACAUGAAAAUAAUUAGUUUCAAAUAUACUUACCAGAUGUCACUUUUUUUUUUUCAUUUUUAUUUCUAACUUGGUCAUCAAUUUCUUCUUAAAUUGAAUUUCAUUUGGCUACCAAAUAAAAGAUUUUAGGGAAAUAAAUUGGAGUAAAUUAAUAACACGUAAAAACUAAUUGGUGAAAAUUUCACAAGUUCAAAAUUAUUUUUUGGGAGGGUGGGAUUCAUUUAAAAAAAAAAAGUACUAAAAUUGAUAUUUGGUCAUCUGUAAUUUUCGUCAUUUUUUUCCCACUUAAGGCCCUACUAAAUCCAAACAUUUUAUUCUCUAAUAAUGACAAAAUAUUCCAAUUUACAAAAAAAUGUAAACUUCUUUUUUCUAUAUUAAUUAAUCUUUGGUUAUCAGAUAUUCCUUUUUUUUCUUUAUCUAACUUGAUAAUGAACUGGGGCGACAUAUGACAGUUUGUUAAAAAAAAAAAUUAAAACCACAAAUGUUAUGAAAUUGCAGAUUUAAAAAUGCAGCAACCGAUGUAGCUGACGUUUACGCUUGAACCUCGCAUGACAAUUUCAAUCUUAUGUUUCAGUUAAAAAAAGAAAGAAUAGCGGGAAUAAAUAUUUGAAAUGUUGCUGUGUAUGAAACACUGCUACUGUGUGUGUGUGUGAGAGAGAUAAUGUGUACUGUAUAUACUGUAUAAUGCAAACAUCAUAUUCCUUUUUUAAGAUUGGACCAGUGUUUUUGUUGUUGUUACAUGCAUAUAAUUUUAUUUCUUGUAUUGUUGUUCUCCUUUGAGCCUUAAAAUGCGAUACGUCUUUGAACAUGUCACGUUUUUUUCCUUUAAUUUCGGCGUAAAAAUAGAAUUCCAAUUAUUAUUGUGGAAUUACUAAGUAUUAGGUCUAUUACUGGUUCCUGUGAAAUUUUAUUAGAUACGAUUAGUGAAACUUAUUUAAACAUAUUUGUAUGUUGUAAUAAGUCAAAAUGGCCCCGGUUUAUUAUUGAUUUGAGUUUAAAGGCUUACAAUUAUAGUUCAUCUAAAUCAUAAAAAUAUUGUAAAAAUUUACUAUCUAUUUUGAUUUAUUUUUUUUUUACAAUCUCUCCCAUUUCCCCCAAAAAUUGUGUGGUUAAAAACACACAAUUUACUUUUAUUUAAAAAGCAUCUUGCAAGGCUAAUAUGACCUU
Messenger RNA from Syngnathoides biaculeatus (alligator pipefish), 5341 nucleotides. Its product is annotated as AP-3 complex subunit beta-2. The record is from RefSeq and is a predicted model, not a curated record. Lineage: Eukaryota; Metazoa; Chordata; Actinopteri; Syngnathiformes; Syngnathidae. The coding region runs from base 81 to 3671 and encodes 1196 amino acids. Gene Ontology annotation, cellular component: membrane coat; AP-3 adaptor complex. Gene Ontology annotation, biological process: intracellular protein transport; anterograde synaptic vesicle transport; vesicle-mediated transport. The transcript has 27 exons.